This is a messenger RNA of Colossoma macropomum (tambaqui), 2587 nucleotides long. It is a transcript of the gene rnf128a, whose product is annotated as ring finger protein 128a. The transcript has 7 exons. Lineage: Eukaryota; Metazoa; Chordata; Actinopteri; Characiformes; Serrasalmidae. The record is from RefSeq and is a predicted model, not a curated record. The coding region runs from base 64 to 1245 and encodes 393 amino acids.
AGGCUCAGGUGAGGAGCGGCAGCGUCUCGAGCCUCGACAAACAAACACAGCAGAGCUCGCGCCAUGUCCACGCGGCGGUGGUGGUGUUGGCUGACCUUCGCGUGCCUGGCGCAGGUGUGGUGCUGCGCGAGCGCCUCGACCUUCUGCACGGCUUACCUGAGCGUGCAAGUGAACCACAGCGCGAGCGCGCUGCCCGGGAACCUCACUACGUGGCGGCGCGAGGCGGGGCUCUUCGGGCGCGAGUCCCCGCGUCAUGGGCUGAAGGCCCGCGUGCUGCUGGCCGAGCCGGUGCACGCCUGCAGCCCGGACACGCGCUUCCGUGGCGCGCGCAGGGAGCCCGGCUGGAUUGCGCUGAUGAAGAGGGGAAGCGGCUGCACGUUCACCGAGAAGAUCAACCGCGCGGCGGACAGAGGAGCCGCGGCGGCGCUGAUCUACAACGAGGACGGAACCGAGAACACCGUCAUACAGAUGGCGCAUCCGGGUACCACUAUCGUGGCGGUGAUGAUGGGUAACGAGGGCGGGACCACGCUGGCCGAGCUGCUGCGUAUGGGCGUGCCCGUUACCGUGGAGAUAGAGGUAGGGCGGGUGUUCGAGCCGCUGAUGAGUCACUACUCCAUCUUCCUCAUCUCAGUCUCCUUCAUCAUCAUCACCACGGCAACCGUUGCAUACUUCAUCUACUACACCGCUCGGAGACUCUACAGAGCCAGAGUGCAGAACCGCAAACAGAACCAGCUGAAAGCGAAGGCCAAAAAGGCGAUGGGUCAACUGCAGAUCCGCACCCUGAAACACGGAGACAAGGAGUGUGUAGGUCCUGAUGCUGACUCCUGUGCAGUGUGUAUUGAAGUGUAUAAACCUGGAGACGUUCUCUCAGUUCUCACCUGCAGUCAUUUUUUCCAUAAGGUGUGUGUGGAGCCGUGGUUGCUGGAACACAGAACCUGCCCGAUGUGUAAGAGUGAUGUCCUCAAGGCUCUCGGAGUGGAGGUUGAUGAGGAGACUCAACCUGAUUUAAACUCCAGCAGCUCUGAUGAUUCUCACACACACACCGACACAUACAGCGACAGUGUCUCACACACACACGUCAGCAGUGUGUCUCACACACUCAGCGACGCAGCGUCUUCAGGAUACGAGUCUAUAAACUCAGACAUACACACCGGGUUGGAGGUGGUUUGUGUGGAGACGCAGCCACACUAUGACAACGCCGCCUUUGAGAGAGACCCUGCCUUGGAGAGAGACCCCACCUUGUAGAGAGAGACCCUACCUUCUAGAGAGACCCCACAUUUAAUCCCCUUUCAAGAGAGGCUCCCCUGUCGAGAGAGACCCCACUGUCUAGAGAGACUGUCUUUUAGACAGACCCCACCUUUGAGAGAGAGACCCCACUGUCUAGAGAGACAACAUCUAGAGAAACCAACUUCUAGAGAGACUAGAACUUGUAGAGACACCCUGCCUUUAAAAGAACCCCCCCCCCCUUUUGCCAGAGACUCCUCCUUUGAAAGAGCCUGUCUUCUAGAGAGACCCUGACUUUUAGCAAGACAUACUGUCUUCUAGAGAGAGACCACCUUUCAACAGAGGCUCCUUCAUAGAGAGACCCCGCCUUCUGGAGAGAGACCCUGCCUUCUAGAGAGAUCUUGUCUUCUAAAGAGAGGCCCCAUCUUCUAGCAAGAGACCCCAUAUUCUAGAGAGACCCUGCCUUCUAGAGAAAUACCCCAUCUUCAAGAGAGAGACCCUGGCUUCUAAAGAAUGACCCUGUCUUCUAGAGAGAUACUCCAUCUUCCAGAGAGAGACCCCAUCUUCAAGAGAGAGACCCCAUCUUCAAAAGAGAGACCCUGGCUUCUAAAGAAUGACCCUGUCUUCUAGAGAGAUACUCCAUCUUCCAGAGAGAGACCCCAUCUUCAAGAGAGAUACCCCAUCUUUGAGAUAGACCCCGCCCCCUAUAGAGACUCCCAGAGACACUACAGAGCUGUUAUUUAAAUGUCUGUGCGUGUGUGUGUGUCUGUGUGUGUGAGUGUGUGUGUGUGUGUUGUAUGUGCGCGUGUGUGUGUGUGUGUGUGUGUGUGUGAGUGUUGUAUGUGCGCGUGUGUGUGUGUUGUAUGUGCGUGUGCGUGUGUGUGUGUGUGUGUGUGUGUGUGUGUGUGUUAGCACCGCGUCUGCAGUCUCGCUCCUGCUCGCCUCUCUGCGAGUCAGACUGGACGCUCCUGUAUUCGUGUCUGAGUUUAUUUGUGUAUUGAUUUGAGUUGUUUUGAUUUUCUCUGAUUGUGAUUAAUUUAAUCUUGGGCCUCACAGGCCUCCAUACAGCAAUCACACGACCUUCAGCAGUGACCACAACGGCAGCUGGACUCUGAGCUGUGUGGCUGUCCGGCUCCCUCUGCUGAACCUGCGGAUCUUAACCUCGAUCGCCUUUCUCAAUUUUUAUUCUUACUACUUAGAAUUUUUUCUAAAUUUCUAAAGUUUAGAAGUCUAAUGUUCUCUGUGUGGGUGUGAUCUUUGAUCUCUGAGCUGCUGAUUUGAAUAUUUGAAUAUUUAAAUAAGGGCUGUGUGUAACAGAACUGAUCUGUACUGAUAUAUAAAAUAAACUGCUUUUAUGAAGGUG